UGAGAUAAUAGAUUUUUCUGUAUAUAAAAGGCAAUUUGAUUGAAAAAAUAUUAUUCACUUCAAAUAGUUGAAAGUUGCAACAUGAAAUUCUUCACUACUUUGUUUGUCGCCCUUGUGGCAGUACAUGCCAGUACUCAAUCUCCUAUUGAGGAAACCAUGACCCCCUCAAAACUCGUCGCCGACAUCGUCGACUUUGUCGUCGCUGAAACCUCACUACUUCUUGUGCAACCUUUGACCAUCUGGGCUAAAGAACUAGACUCCAAAAAGGACAACUACGAAAAAGUCAUCGUAAAUCAAUUAACCGAAGUUACAACUAAAAUCAACGAAGUAGCCAUUUCUUUGUUGAAAGCUGCAAGUGUAGACGCCAGCGACAAUGGCAAAACCUUCAUCAAUUGCCUUUCAGGCGAACAAGCUGGAGUUAACGCCCUCAUUGGCGCGAUGAACCAACAAAUGGUCGACUGUGCAUUCGUAAACUACGAGAACGCCACCGUUUUGGUCAAGACCGUUCUGUAUCAGACGGGUGUAGCUCUAGAUAACCUCCUUGUUCUGAGUUCUACAUUGGCCAACUGCACCAAAGGAGACUAUUUGUGUUUGGCCUUUUUCUCCCAAGAUGUUAUACUACAAUUCCAAUUUUCUGUACUCACCGCCAUUGCCGAUCUUGGUGCAGUGAGAGAUUUACUUUACAGCGUUGUAGAAAGCACACAAAAUUGUCCACUCACUGAAGAUGUUAAAGAACAUGUUGUAGACGUUCUUAAUAACAUUGCAACAUGUGUUCACAACAAACAUUAAUUAUUUUAACUAAAUAAACAUUGAAUGCCAUGAUAACAUAACAAAUAAACAUUGCUCAUUAAUUGCUAAAUUGUUGUUUUAAUAAAACUAUUUAAGGAAUAUGAGUAAAUGUUUUCGUAAAUCAAUCAUACCAAUAUUGUUUUUGUAGUUAAAAUUUUGCACUCUUUGUAUUUAUUUUUGAAGAGCACAGUUUUCCUAUAACGAAAAUAUAUA
Molecule: messenger RNA, 1002 nt
Organism: Ceutorhynchus assimilis (cabbage seed weevil)
Lineage: Eukaryota; Metazoa; Arthropoda; Insecta; Coleoptera; Curculionidae
Source: the annotation of a GenBank genome assembly